AUCUCUUGUAGGCUUGCGUUGCAGUAAUGGUGAGGCAUGACAAGCGAAUAGCAUUCCAUCGCUCAAAAAAAUCAUCUGUGCCGUUGCACAUCCGUCCUUGAAAUCCGAACGAUAGCAUGGCGUGCCGCCUUGGCUGGAUGCGCAAAACGACAGCGUUGAGUUCCGAAUGAUUUCUUCAUCACGGGGCGAAUAACACAUAAAUUCCUGAAUCGGUGCUUUUGGGCGUCGUCACUGCAUCUACCAGUCUCCGUUCUUGAUUCAUUUCUAAUUCCUAUACGUCUCCACCAUCUUGCCAUUAUAGGUCGUUGCGCUUAUGAACAAAAUUCCCGUCAUGUUUCUCUGAUAAGGUGUUUUUCAACCGGUGGUUACAAGGAGGGAGCGUAUUUUGUGCCACCGGCCUUUUUCGAUGACUUACUAUGGAGACGAUGGUGGUAGGGCCGAGGUGAUCCCGGAGCUCCCGCUCAGAAUUUGCAAUGAUGUCGACAAUGGGGAUUACAUAAAAUUGAGAGAGGGCCCGGAAGAUGCUGAACCGGAAACGGCGGUUGGUGAGGCGGCGGAGCCUUCACCGCCAGGGAGGGCAGGGUCUUUAUGGUAUUGGGUUAAAUUGGUGGUCUUGUUUGUGUGCAUAGGGCUCUUGGUCGCUGUAUUCCUCAAGUGGAUCGGACCCUUUUUCAUGGAUAAGGAGAUCAUUCCAAUACUAAUCUGGGAGAGAAACACGUUUAGCAUUCCCGUGUUAACUGUUCUACUAUUUGCUUCCAUAGCAUUAUUUCCAACCCUAUUUUUACCAUCUACACCUUCUAUGUGGGUAGCUGGGAUGACAUUUGGUUAUGGCUUUGGCUUCUUGCUGAUAAUAUCUGCAGCAUCUGUGGGCGUGUCACUCCCUUUUUUCAUUGGUUCAAUCUUCCAUCAAAAAAUUCAAGGUUGGUUGGAAAGAUAUCCUAAGAAAGCCUCAUUAUUAAGAUCUGCAGGUGAAGGAAAUUGGUUUCAUCAAUUUCGAGCAGUUGCUUUAAUAAGGAUUUCUCCAUUCCCUUACAUAAUCUACAAUUACUGUGCUGUGGCUACAAAUAUUAAGUAUGGACCUUACAUAAUGGGAUCAUUGGUGGGAAUGGUGCCAGAAAUAUUUGUUGCAAUCUACACGGGGAAUUUGAUAAUGACUUUAGCUGAUGCUUCACAUGAAAAACACGCUCUAUCUGCCCCUCAAAUUAUCUUUAACGUUAUUGGUUUCUGCUUCACUGUGGCUACAACAAUCUUCUUCACAUUUUAUGCUAAAAAAUGGUUGAAAGAGCUGGGGAAGGAAGACGAGGUUUUGUUGCAAUAAUCCAGUAACUUGGCCUGGGUUUCGUUGACGUUCACUGCAUGACCUGGACACCAGGUCAUCUGCGCAGGUGGUGCUCAGUUGGGUGAGGUUUUAUUUAAGCGACUUCAUCCAUGGGAGGAAUUCAGCUAACACGGCUAACACCUAUUUUAGUUCAGCAUUUACAUAUCAUUUUUUUUCUUUUCUUUUUGUUUUUUUUUUUUUGGGUUUGCUGAAAUGGACUUUUAUGAUUUCUUAUGCUUCUGUCUUGUAUGAUUGUAUAUGAAUGAAACUACCAUUUAUGCUAUUGAUUGGACUCAGCCAAAUUACUGAGAAUCAAAUACACAAAAGUUUCUCUCUCUCGUAUAA
Prosopis cineraria is the source of this 1663-nucleotide messenger RNA. RefSeq lists its product as uncharacterized. Lineage: Eukaryota; Viridiplantae; Streptophyta; Magnoliopsida; Fabales; Fabaceae. The transcript is spliced from 4 exons. The record is from RefSeq and is a predicted model, not a curated record. Bases 407 to 1318 code for a protein of 303 amino acids.